AACUAAUAACAAUCGUUGUGCGAGAGAAGUUCUUUUUCGCGUGUACGUCGUGCAAGCUUGUGGUAUCCGACGUCCGCUUAUUCCCCGUACGUGUACCAAGCCAUGAUACCAGUGAUCCAGCGGACUCGGUGAAACGCUGCUGUCAAGAUAAGAGAUACACGCACAAUUGACCAGAAUGCCGUACUACAACAGCGGGCACAGUCCUUCCACGUACAAUAAAGAUGGAGGAUCGAGCGGACCGUCAAGCACAUCGGGCGGCCGAGUCAGUAGCUCCGAGCCGACGUACAUGAUGGAGCAUUUGGCCACAUUCACGGUCACGAAAGAAACCGGUAUUGUUUAUCCAGCGGACGGUAUGCGGCGACUUCUGCAGCUGGAGAAGAGUAACGGCAUCUGGAGCCAAAAGAUGCAGCUCCGUCUGGAACGGAACUGGGUCCUGAUCAUGGACAACGAGACAGGGGCCGUCAUGGAGCGAUUCCCAGCCUCGUUGAUACAGGAACCGACCGCAUUCACGUCGAGGGACCCUAUGGAGAUGUAUAACAACAUUCUCGUCUUCACAGUGGCGGAUGACAGCGGUUCCGGUCAGCGGGCAGAGAUGCAUAUAUUCCAGUGUCAGAGCGUAUCCGCCCAGGAUCUCGUCGAGGACUUGAAGAUGCUUCAAAUGGGUAAAUUGGUCCCCGGCGGAUCACCGAGGGGACCUAGGGGUCGUAUACCACCGCCUCCCACAUUGCCGCCACCGGAACCACCCUUGAAUGGGGUGAACGUCCGUGAACAAGUGUCCGCCUUUAACGCCAAUAAUGCGGAUGGUCAAAAUGACAUUUCCCGCGAGGAGAACAACGACGAGGUCUCCUCGACGUCCUCGGAGAAAUACGAGCGCGACGUGACGAUCCUGAACCAUUGUUUCGACGACAUAGAGAAAUUUAUUGCACGGCUUCAGCACGCCGCGGCUGCCUCUAAAGAGCUCGAGCGCCGCAGGCGCAACCGGAAGUCGAAGAAGAGGAAUCUGGGCGACGGUAUGCUGACGAUGAGGGCGAAGCCGCCGCCGGAGAUGGAGUUCAUCGAUAUAUUCCAGAAGUUCAAACUCUCGUUCAAUCUGCUAGCGAAACUCAAAGCGCACAUUCACGACCCGAACGCGCCCGAGUUGGUCCACUUCCUGUUUACUCCAUUGGCAUUGAUUGUAGAUGCCUCCCGCGAUACCAAUUACGAUCCGAAUCUGCCCAGCAAAGUGGUGUCGCCGUUGCUGACCAGAGAAGCAGUAAACCUAUUGAUUAACUGUGUGACUAGCAAGGAGACUGAGCUCUGGCACUCUCUUGGCGAGACCUGGACGAUACCGCGGGACCAAUGGAAAGGUCAUGUGUCUCCUUAUCACCCUAUUUUCAUGGAUGGUUGGUCCCCGGAGUACCCGAUUCCCGAGGACAGGGAUCACGAUCAUCUAGCGUCGUUGCUGAACGCGGACAAACAGAAAAGGGACGAGCUGCCCGAGCAACAGAACGAUCCUUAUUAUAAUCAUCGGGAAGUGGACGAGUCCCACUACAGCAGCGAUUACUUAGAGUACGAAAGCAGAGAAGAGCGCGGAGGUAACGAGUACUUCGAAAGGAAUUAUGGACCUGGUUCCGAAUUGUAUGCCAGAGAAGAAAGAGUAGUCGAUCAGACGAGGGCGCACAGCGAUAUAUCUGUCGACUCGAUCGAGAGAACCCCAAGGGGCGCCGGAAUGGACAGAGCGCAGGAGGCCUGGUUAGAUGACCUAAUGGCUAGACACGCGAAAAUUGUGCAGGUCACCUAUCCGCGAACGGCGAACAACGACAAAGAAUUGACGGUGGUCAGGGGCGAGUAUUUGGAGAUCCUCGAUGACAGCCGGAAGUGGUGGAAAGCGAGGAAUUCCAGGGGCCAGGUUGCGCACGUGCCCCACACCAUCGUCACGCCCCACAACCCCUCCCAUGCGCCCGACAACGACGUUUUCAACAAUCCUCUGUACACCAGUCGAUACCCCAGGCAGGGGCACGGCUAUAAUUACGAGGAUUCGGAAAUUGAGAGGACCAGUACUAGUCCUGGACCAGAAGCAACUCAUCGAACACAUGCAAUUCCACCGCCAGCGCCGGCUGAUUGGGUGAGGAAAGAGAGACUCGGGAAAAAAGAUGAGUCUACUGAAACGUCGCCCGCCUUGGACGAAAAGGUAUUGGUCACAAACGGCACCGACACCAGUGAUUUGCCAAUUGUCAGCAAACCUCAGAAACCAAAAUCGAAUGAGACAACGGAAAUAGUUGAAAUCCAUCCUCCACCGUCUAAUUGGACCGAAGAUAUUGGUCCUGUAAAGUUACACCCACCACCACCUCCUCCUCUACCACCCCUACAAUCUCAAACAUCCAUUUCUUCGACCAGCUCUAGUAGAACUGGAACUUCCAAGAGUAGAAAAUCAAUCGGCGGGUUGAGCAACCAAGAACAGAUGCAAGAGGAGCUGAAGUUUGUUUUAAGCAUAUUCCGUGAGAAGAGGCAAACUGAGAAUGACGUUAUUCGCCAAGAAGCUGUCUUGGACCAGUAUUCCAGUCCCAGUGAAGUGCUCAGCUGGCUGAACGCCAAAGGAUUUUCAGAAAAGACCUGUAAACAAUUAAAAGACACGACUGGUUCAGACCUCUUUGAUUUAACCAGACGACAAAUGGAACAAUAUUGCGGUUCAUCGGAAGGCAGUAGACUCUAUAGUCAGAUUACUCUAGUGAAAACUGAAUCUGAGAAAAAGAGCCCUAGAACGUCAGAAUUAAAGGAAAUAUUAGAAAAAGCUCGCCAUAGGGCGGAAGAGUAGUAGAUUUUUUUUAUUAAAAAAUACUCUAGAAAAAAUUAAAACAAGAGGCUUCGACGAAUACGUAUCUUCAUGAUAUAUAUAAUAUGUAAAAUGUAAUAUUACAUUUACUGUUAAGUGAUGUUAAUGUUAUCGAUCUCUUCCACAAAAUUCUGUGAUUUUAUAUUUUCGAAACAUCAGCAAUAUUACGCACACAAGUGUGUAUUUGUACUGGAAUGUUUGUUCCCACUGCCUGAAUAAUUCUUGUCACCAACAUAUGUACAACUUGUGAUUCGUUUGAUAAGAAUUCUUUAAAUGUUGUGUGUAUACUGAUAAUAUUAAAUGAGAUUCUAUUAUUCUUCUAGAAAUGUAUUAUUAUAAAGUGAUAAUUAGACUGUGGAUGUUUAUGUAAAUUUGUAUUGUUUCCAAAUUAAUUUACAAGAACAUAAGCUAGACAGGAAAUUGCAUUGUAUUACGAAUUACGUAAAAACGAAACUCAUAUAUAAAAUAAAAGUGAGAAAAAAAUAAAAUAAUAGUACCGUUUAAAAGACGAAUAGACCCAUGGGUGUUUAAUAUUGAUGUCAAGUUUUUAUUUCAAGCGAUCACAUACAUUGUAACAGACAUAAAUAGUUACUCUAGCUGUAUCACUUAUUAUAUCGAUAAACUAUACAUUUCAUUCGAAUACUCGACUUGAGGUCACACAAUGUGAACACAUUGAUAAUUAUAUUUUUAUAAAGGUAAAUCUGUUUGCCAAGCCCUCGCGUGUUCUGAAUCCUGAAUUCCCGUAGAAACAAUUUUACGUAAAAUAUGGAUUUUCAAUUGACGAACGGAUAUCUGUGAGUAUCCUCCUCGUUGGAAACGUCAAUUGUUACUAUUACUUUAACAAAGAAAAACGAUAGCGAUUAAGGAAUCAACGUAUUGUUAACUGUCUUAGAACUGCAUAAAUGAAGGCAACGGCGUUCUAAUAAAUGAAAUUAAACCGUUCCUCGAUUACUUACAAUUAGACAUCAAACAGUCUUAUGUAAUUAUUAAACUGCGGAUGUUUCACACAAAACGAUAGAAUUACAGACUAAUUUAUGGAAUUAAGAAUCAAAUGAAAAUUAACUUUUUCUAUUACUGAUCUUUUUAAAAAUAGAGUUCAUUGUAAACUUCAUUAACAUUUGAAGCACUUUUCUUUUAGACAGUUACGUAUAGCAAGAUGCAUAAAAUUCGCACUUUAAUAAUCAUGCAUUUCUUACGUAUUGGAUUGAUGCAUAUGAAAUGGUUUUUUAAAUGAAGUUACAAAGUUCAUAAUUACUUUGAGAAUGUUAUUAUAUAAGUAGAAACGCGUACCACUGUAGCAAUGAAAAAUUCCAAAACGUAGAAAUUAAUAAUCAAAGUGACAACCGAUAUUUAAAUUUGUUGUAUGCAUCAAUCGAAUAAUUAUCAGAAGACAAGGAUAAACCUCGAGAAACGGUGAAAACGAUUCAAUGAAAUAAUUGCGGCCUAGAUAUCUACUUACAUAGUAUUACAAUAAAGUUCGGAUUGGUGAAACAAUAUUAUCUUGGAUUAAUGAUAGUCAUUAUUAACAGUUCACUUUCACAGUAAUCCCUAUUAAUGUAUCUCACGUGUAGAAACUCUUAGAAACGUUCGCGUAAUUUCGAUAGAAAAGUCUAUUCAAAAAACCCCUUCGUACUCCAUUCUCUAAAUGCGAUAAAAAAAA
This is a messenger RNA of Nomia melanderi (Alkali bee), 4472 nucleotides long. Its product is annotated as epidermal growth factor receptor kinase substrate 8. Gene Ontology annotation, cellular component: plasma membrane. Gene Ontology annotation, biological process: Rho protein signal transduction; regulation of Rho protein signal transduction. The record is from RefSeq and is a predicted model, not a curated record. Gene Ontology annotation, molecular function: actin binding. NCBI's taxonomy places the organism in Eukaryota, Metazoa, Arthropoda, Insecta, Hymenoptera, Halictidae.